CUUUUAGAAGUACUACAUACACUGCCUAGUUCCAAAAUGGUCUCCCUUCCCCUUCCGUUCCCAGAUCUCUGAAAUUCUCAGCUCCACUCACCACCGCCACCGUAAUUCCGUCAAUUUACUCUUCCUCCGCCUCCGAAGAAGGUACAUCUACAUCUCUCGCCCCUUCCCUUAUCAUCUAUCUCUUGCACACAAGCCUUCGGUGGCACAGCGCGAGAUUGAUCGUUGAUCGAUGGAAUUCAUAAUCACGGACAAUUGUCUAGACUUCAGAUCUCCUGUAAUCGCGUCGAUACAUUCGUUGCUUUGUCUCUGAUCACAUCAUUGAAACGAGUCCGUCUGUUUUUACUCGACUUCAGGUAAUAAGAAAGAGAGCUAGGGCGUGGGGAUUUCAUUUGGUUUCUGAUAAGCUGAAUUACGUUAGAUCUUUUCUGCAAGAAGAAAACGAUAAUGGCUGGGGGUGCUGCGGGUGGUUUCGUUACUCGAGCGUUCGAAUCGAUGCUCAAGGAGUGUUCCGGUAAGAAGUACGCUGCUCUCCAGACUGCCAUUCAGAACUAUCUAGAUAGUACAAAAGAGGUCAACCAGCAAUCUGUUUCCAGCGAGGCAAUUCAAGUGCCAACUUUGACCGGAGAACAGAGUUUGCCUGGAACUGAUGCUGGAGUUACAAAGAGUGGAGUGGAUUCAGAUCAGAAUGGUGAUGAGGUGGAACAGACUAACAAGCCGACAGGAGGAAGGGAAACUAUUGCAACUGCCUUAGCAAAUGCUGGACAUUCUUUGGAAGGAGAUCAGGCUGAUCUUGUUUUAAAUCCACUCCGACUUGCAUUUGAUACCAAGAAUUCAAAAGUCUUUGAGCUUGCAUUGGAUUGUCUGCAUAAACUGAUAGCAUAUGAUCAUUUAGAGGGUGAUCCUGGUCUAGAUGGUGGUAGAAAUGCGCCGCUAUUUACGGACAUUUUGAACAUGGUCUGUAGUUGUGUGGAUAAUUCAUCACCGGAUAGUACUGUUUUGCAAGUGUUGAAGGUGCUUCUUACGGCUGUAGCUUCCACCAAGUUCACAGUUCAUGGUGAACCAUUGUUAGGAGUACUCAGAGUAUGCUAUAAUAUUGCUCUUAACAGCAAGAGUCCCAUAAACCAAGCAACAUCAAAGGCAAUGUUGACCCAAAUGAUCAGCAUCGUCUUCAGGCGAAUGGAAAGUGAUCCGGAUGUUCAGGUUACUAGCACAUCUAGCUCUGUCACACAUAGAGAAGCUGCUUCAGAACACAGUUCAAACUCAAAACUUGAGGAUGCUUCAGAAGACCAAAACAAUGAAGGGAUGACUUUGGGAGAUGCCCUUUCUGUAAAUCAAGUCAAAGAUGCUUCUAUUGCAUCUGUUGAGGAACUUCAGAAUCUUGCCGGGGGUGCUGAUAUUAAGGGUUUAGAAGCUGUUCUUGACAAAGCUGUUCAUCUUGAAGAUGGUGACAAGAUAACCAGAGGGAUUGACCUAGACAGCAUGAACAUUGCCCAGCGGGAUGGUUUACUUCUUUUCCGCACCCUUUGCAAGAUGGGUAUGAAGGAAGACAAUGAUGAAGUUACAACCAAGACACGUAUUUUGUCUCUUGAACUUCUGCAGGGUUUGUUGGAAGGGGUUAGCCAAUCAUUCACUAAGAACUUCAAUUUUAUCGACUCAGUUAAAGCUUACCUUUCAUAUGCAUUGUUGCGGGCGGCAGUUUCUCAAUCACCUGCAAUAUUCCAGUAUGCAACUGGAAUCUUUGCUGUGCUUUUAUUGAGAUUUAGGGAAAGUCUUAAAGGUGAAAUUGGCAUUUUCUUUCCAUUGAUUGUUCUACGGUCGCUGGAUGGCUCAGAAUUUCCCCUCAAUCAGAAAUUGAGUGUUCUUAGAAUGCUAGAGAAGGUCUGCAGAGAUCCCCAAAUGCUUGUUGACUUGUAUGUGAAUUAUGAUUGUGAUCUUGAGGCCCCUAACUUGUUUGAACGCAUGGUUAACACUCUAUCGAAAAUAGCCCAAGGGAUACAAAAUAUGGAUCCCAACUCAGUUACUGCUUCCCAAAUGGGAUCUAUUAAAGGUUCUUCACUUCAGUGUCUUGUGAAUGUGCUAAAAUCAUUGGUUGACUGGGAGAAGAUGCGAAAAGAAUUGGAAAAACAGAGUAGAGGCAAAGAAUCUUCUGAAGGAGAAAUUUCCACUAGAGAAGAUGAAACUAAAAUCAGGGAGGACUUGUCAAAUAACUUUGAGAAAGUGAAGGCUCAUAAAUCUACAGUGGAAGCUGCUGUAUCUGAGUUCAACCGGAAAUCAGGGAAGGGUAUAGAAUAUUUGAUAUCAAAUCGUUUGGUGGAGAACACACCUGCUUCAGUUGCUCAAUUUUUGAGGAAUACUCCCCAUUUGGACAAGGCUAUGAUAGGUGAUUACUUGGGCCAACAUGAGGAAUUUGCCCUUGCUGUCAUGCACGCUUAUGUAGAUUCCAUGAAUUUCUCUGAGAUGAAGUUUGAUUCUGCAAUCCGCGAAUUCCUUAAAGGAUUCCGACUUCCAGGAGAAGCACAAAAGAUAGAUCGGAUCAUGGAGAAGUUUGCAGAGCGUUAUUGUGCAGAUAAUCCUGGAUUGUUUAAGAAUGCAGAUACUGCAUAUGUUCUUGCAUAUGCAGUUAUAAUGUUGAAUACUGAUGCACAUAACCCUAUGGUGUGGCCUAAAAUGUCCAAGGCUGAUUUUAUACACAUGAAUGCCACAAAUGAUCCUGAAGAGUGUGCUCCUAAGGGACUCCUGGAGGAGAUCUAUGAUUCUAUUGUCAAAGAAGAGAUAAAAAUGAAAGAUGACCUGGCUGCUCUUGGUAAAAGUAAGCGACAGAAGCCAGAAGUAGAAGAGAGAGGUCGCCUUGUCAGUAUUCUUAAUCUGGCUCUCCCAAGGGGGAAGUCAUCAACAGAUGCAAAGUCUGAGGGUGAAGCAAUUGUUAAAGAAACACAGGCUAUUAUUAGGAGUAAAGGAUUGAAAAGAGGAGUCUUUUACACUUCAUAUCAGAUUGAACUUGUAAGGCCAAUGGUUGAAGCUGUUGGUUGGCCUUUGCUUGCUACUUUUUCUGUUACUAUGGGUGAAGCAGAGAAUAAGCCAAGAGUUGUUCUCUGUAUGGAAGGAUUUAGGGCAGGGAUACACAUUACCCAUGUUCUUGGAAUGGAUACCAUGCGAUAUGCUUUUUUGACAUCACUAAUUAGAUUCAAUUUCUUACAUGCACCAAAGGACAUGCGUAGUAAAAAUGUAGAAGCAUUGAGGACUCUACUCACAUUAUGUGAUUCUGAUACUUACGCUCUUCAAGACACAUGGAAUGCUGUUCUGGAGUGCAUUUCUCGGCUUGAAUACAUAACAUCUACCCCUUCUAUUGCUGCUACUGUCAUGCAAGGAUCGAACCAAAUUUCCAGGGAUGCCAUUCUUCAAUCUCUGAGAGAGUUGUCUGGGAAACCAGCUGAUCAAGUAUUUAUGAAUAGUGUUAAAUUGCCCAGUGAAACUGUUGUGGAGUUUUUUACCGCUCUCUGUACUGUGUCAGCUGAAGAACUCAAACAAACUCCUGCUCGUGUCUUUAGCUUGCAGAAACUGGUUGAGAUAAGCUAUUUCAAUAUGGCUCGUAUACGCAUGGUAUGGGCUAGAAUAUGGUCUGUCCUAUCUAAUCAUUUUAUUUUUGCUGGGAGUCAUCAUGAUGAAAAAAUUGCCAUGUAUGCCAUAGAUUCUCUGAGGCAACUUGGUAUGAAGUACUUGGAGCGUGCUGAGCUUGCCAACUUCACAUUCCAGAAUGACAUUCUGAAACCCUUUGUCGUUCUUAUGCGGAGUAGUCGAAGUGAAACUGUACGGAGGCUGAUUGUAGAUUGCAUUGUUCAAAUGAUAAAAUCUAAAGUUGGAAGCAUAAAGUCAGGCUGGCGAAGUGUUUUCAUGAUUUUUACUGCUGCUGCAGAUGAUGAAUUGGAACCAAUCGUUGAGGGCGCAUUUGAAAAUGUAGAACAAGUUAUCUUGGAACAUUUCGAUCAGGUUGUUGGGGACUGUUUUAUGGAUUGUGUCAACUGUCUUAUUGGGUUUGCCAACAACAAAAGGUCCCCCCGCAUAAGUCUGAAGGCUAUUGCACUCUUGCGAAUAUGUGAAGAUCGUCUUGCAGAGGGCCUUGUACCAGGUGGUGCUUUGAAGCCCAUUGAUGUCAAUAUGGAUACAACAUAUGAUGUGACUGAGCAUUACUGGUUCCCGAUGCUGGCUGGUUUGUCUGACCUAACGUCUGAUCCUAGGCCAGAGGUCAGAAACUGUGCAUUGGAGGUCUUGUUUGACCUGCUGAAUGAAAGAGGUAGCAAGUUUUCAUCACCAUUUUGGGAAAGCAUUUUCUACCGCGUCCUAUUUCCCAUUUUUGAUCAUGUGAGGCAAGCUGGAAAAGAGAGCUCGUUCUCUCCUGGCGAUGAGUGGCUUCGUGAAACUAGUAUUCAUUCGCUUCAGUUGUUGUGUAACCUUUUCAACACUUUUUACAAGGAAGUAUGUUUUAUGCUGCCUCCACUCCUGAGCUUGCUGUUAGAUUGUGCCAAAAAGACAGAUCAGUCAGUUGUUUCAUUGUCUUUGGGUGCAUUAGUACAUCUCAUCGAAGUCGGAGGACACCAGUUUAGUGACAAUGACUGGGAUACCUUGUUGAAAAGCAUAAGGGAUGCUUCAUACACUACACAACCCCUUGAGCUGCUCAAUUCUUUGGGUUUUGCACACUCCCAGAAGCAUACAGUGUUAUCCGGAGAUUUAAAGAUCGAUAAAAGUGAUGGUUCUCCCCUGAAGUUAGAGGAAAAUGAACCAUCGGCUAAACACCAGCUUAAUGCCAGUGAUAAUGGUGAUGCUCAUGCUUCAGCAUCCAUAAACUUUAGUAUGGACGAAUCUUUAAAGGAUCCUAAUGCAUCAAUAUUACUGGACCACAAUCAAGAAACAGAGGAUUCUGAAGUUUCACCUUCUGGAAGAUCUCGGAGUCGUUCUGAAGCUGGAAGCCUCCAGCAUAAUCAAACAAUUGGUCAAAGAAUCAUGGGAAACAUGAUGGACAAUAUCUUUACCAGAAGUUUUACCUCUAAACCUAAGAGUCCUUCUGCCGAUGUUUUGAUACCAUCUUCACCAUCCAAGCUUUCUGAUGCUGUGGAGACAGAUGCCACCAAAGAUGAGGAGGAUAGUCAAUUACUGACAACAAUAAGGAGUAAAUGCAUCACUCAGUUACUACUUCUAGGUGCUGUUGAUAGUAUUCAGAAGAAAUACUGGAACAAGUUGAAUGCAUCACAAAAGAUCGCCAUAAUGGACAUUUUGUUCUCUGUGUUAGAGUUUGCAGCAUCUUAUAAUUCAUAUACCAACCUCAGAUUGCGGAUGAACCACAUACCUGCUGAAAGGCCACCUCUGAAUCUUCUUCGCCAGGAAUUAGCUGGGACUUGCAUUUAUUUGGACAUCCUGCAGAAGACAACUUCAGUGGAUAAUGGCAGAGAGGACCAACUCGUUAAUGAUGUUUAUGAGGAUGCUUCUAGUACUUCGCUGAAAACUGAUUCAAGUCCCACUGGAAGUUAUAGUGUUGGGGGGAAACUUGAAACACUAGCAGAGGAGAAGUUAGUGUCCUUUUGUGGGCAGGUUCUCAAGGAGGCAUGUGAUUUCCAGUCUAGUAUUGGGGACACUACUAAUAUGGAAACUCAUCAGGUUCUAGAAUUACGUUCCCCAAUCAUUGUCAAGGUGCUUAAAGGAAUGUGCUUUAUGAACAACAAGAUUUUCCAAAAACACCUGAGAGUAUUCUAUCCCUCUAUGACAAAACUUGUAUGCUGUGACCAGAUGGAUGUUCGGGGAGCUCUGGGCGAUCUCUUUAGCAUGCAGUUGAAUGCUCUAUUGCCAUAGAUGAUGCUGAUGUAUAUGUUGCACCUUAUUCGAGCUUUGCUGGGUAGAACUGUGUCGGCAGUAUUACUUUAGAGGGCUGAUGUUGCUCAAUUUUUCUAUUAUAUAUAUAUAUAUAUUUAUAUAUAUUGGCAGUUAACCAGUACGCUUGAGAAGCGAGGCACAUUCCAUUUUGUUUUGACGGGUGUGUCGUGGAUUUUGGUUAGCGCACUGUUUCUGCAAAUUGUUUUUGCAGUGUAGAGGACAAUACAACACAAGAUAGCUAGGAUUAUAUUCCUCCUGGGUUUUUUUUUUUUCUUAUAUAGAAGAUAAUAGAAAAAGUUGCCGAACUGAAAACUAAUUGCAGUUGAGCUAACUUAGCUUCAGGUUUUGGUAUUCAUGUAUGAUGGACUGCCCGAGCCCAAUUAUCAAGAGAAUAAUCAUCCCUCGUCACAAUUUAAUUAGGGCUAUUAA
This is a messenger RNA of Diospyros lotus (date-plum), 6291 nucleotides long. RefSeq names its product brefeldin A-inhibited guanine nucleotide-exchange protein 5. Gene Ontology annotation, cellular component: trans-Golgi network. Gene Ontology annotation, molecular function: guanyl-nucleotide exchange factor activity. NCBI's taxonomy places the organism in Eukaryota, Viridiplantae, Streptophyta, Magnoliopsida, Ericales, Ebenaceae. Bases 445 to 5841 code for a protein of 1798 amino acids. The transcript is spliced from 33 exons. The record is from RefSeq and is a predicted model, not a curated record. Gene Ontology annotation, biological process: regulation of ARF protein signal transduction.